UAGUUCUUUCCUUACUGAUCUCGGGUCAGCUGCUUCUUUUUUCCCUCCUUUAUUGCGGGCGGGGCAUGAUCUAAGAAGUAUUGAGCGGCGCAGCGGGACCGUGCAGGGCGAGACCAUCUGACACAGAACGGGGGAGGGGCAGGUCAAGAGUCACAGAGUGGUAGUCUCCGGUCCAUUCCUGUGGCCUGGCCUCUUUCAUCUCUCCUACCUCCGCCCCUGCCGCGGCCGCCGCCAGUGACGUUGAAGUUACGCAGCAGCAAGAGUUGUGUUCGGCCUGUCUUGUGUCAACCAGAGAGAUAGAUAAAGACAGUACGCAGGCGGGGAGCAGGAUGGUCCUGCAGCUGCGCAGUGCGGAGCGCAGGCAGUGACAGGCACAGCGGAGAAGGCGGCUUCGGGCCGGGCCCAUGGCAGAGCCCACGGAGGUCCCAGGCGGCGGUGGCGGCCCUGAGGAAAGAGAUGCCGCCUCCACCUCUGAGUCACUAAGUGCAGGAGAGUACUCGCGGCGCGUGCAUCAAUGGCUUUGGGACUCGUACUGCGGCUACCUGAGUUGGCAGAGCGGCCUGGCCUCGCUCAUGGCCGGAGCCGCGACGGCGGCUGCCUCUGCGGCCACCCCGCCCCCUGGCGCUUAUUACUACAGCCCCUUCUACUACCUCCUCGCGACUCCUUCAGCUCCUGCGGGCACCCCCGCUCGCGCGGUCCCGACUUGGCAACCGCCGACAGGCAGGCAUGCGCCCCUGACCCAACGGGCUGCCGCCGCCCCUACCACCGCCACCCCUGGCAGCUCCCUGCGGGAACCCGGCCGGCCGGCAGGUCGUGAAUAUAUUAUCCCAUCCUUGGCUCACAGGUUUAUAGCAGAGAUGGUGGAUUUCUUCAUUCUUUUCUUUAUCAAGGCAACCAUAGUUUUGAGUGUUAUGCACCUCAGUGGAAUAAAGGAUAUUUCCAAGUUUGCCAUGCAUUACAUCAUAGAGGAAAUAGAUGAAGACACUUCCAUGGAAGAUUUACAGAAAAUGAUGAUAGUGGCUCUUGUCUACAGAUUGCUAGUCUGUUUCUAUGAGAUUAUUUGUAUUUGGGGAGCUGGUGGAGCAACCCCUGGGAAAUUUCUGCUUGGCCUUCGAGUUGUGACAUGUGAUACAUCUGUACUUAUUGCACCAAGUCGUGUGUUAGUGAUUCCAUCCUCUAAUGUGAGCAUGACAACAUCUACAAUACGAGCUUUGAUCAAGAAUUUUUCUAUUGCCUCCUUUUUUCCUGCAUUCAUUACCUUGCUGUUCUUUCAGCAUAACCGAACAGCCUAUGAUAUUGUAGCAGGGACAAUUGUAGUAAAACGAAAUAGUGUCAGAUGAUACCCAAGGAAGCCAAGAUGCUGCUAUUCAAAUGUGCUGAUGACAUCUGCUGGAUUUCUGAAUCUGUCACUCCACAACAGUGCCAAUGAUGAUGCUGAACCCUUUUACUUCCAGCAGUGCCAUAAACAUUGGGGGGAAAUGGCACUGAUAUAAUUUGAGAGUAUUUGAACUGAGCAAGAUAAUUAGUUAUGUUCAAAAGAUCUUGGCAGCUUCCAGUAAGAGUGUCUUCUGGUGUGUGAGAAAUGCUAGUUCUGCAGUGUGGAUCCUAUAUCAAAAAACAGACUUAUUUUUCAUGAACACUAAAACUGUUGUUACAGGAGGUAACUAAAGGGAUUACAGUGUUUGAGGGAAAUUGCUAAAACUUAUAUAAUCUUAUCGUGGUGGACUGAGUUUGCCACUUUAUAAAAGCCUUAUUAUGAAUUGCUUACACAAGCACUGUAUUGUACUAUUCAAGUUUUCUUUAAAUAUUUUGUGUUUAAAUGUCUUGCAUGAUGAAGGUAUCUUGAACAUAAUUCCAAUAACUGAACAUGUCAGAUAUCAUCAUGGAAGGCAAGUAAUUCUGGUCUUGGUAAGCUGGUAAAUACUGGCGUUCUGGCAGUAUUACUAUAGGGAAUUCGGACAAAUUGCAAGGUAAUAAUUAUUAAGGAUAAGGAAAGGUUUGAUUUCUCUUCCUCUUCUCUCUCCCCCCCCCCCAUGAAAGCACAGAAAACUUAAAACUGGUGCAAAAAAUAAUUAUUUGUUUAAUAAGAACCACAAUAAGCUUGCGAUAUGAGUAGAAGAAAGUUUAUACAUAGCCUUUUGACCAUUUUAUAGCAAAACAGAUUUUUUUAAAACAUCCAGUAAUACUGUCGCUAAAGCAAUAGAGGAAAUUUGUGCAACAUGUUUGAAAAGCAAAUAUGAAUAGGUAUACUCUCACUUUAUCUGGUUGUGUGCCUAGACAACUUAAAUUAUACUUCUUGAACAAAACAUAUUUUGCAUGAUUUAUUUUUACAUAUAGAGUAUUAGCUGAAUAAUGCAUUGGUAUAAAGUUUUUAAGCCUUGGCACAUUUUAAAAAGUAUUACCUGCUCCCUUUGCCUUCUUUUCCUUUAAGAUCAAAUACUACUCUGUAACUAGAACAAGAUGUUUCUAUUUGUUUCUGGUCAUUUGAUAAGAAACUAACUUAUGGGAUGCUGUUGUUUUUUAAAAAUCAUACAUGUCUUUUAAAAAUGUAAUUACCGUAUAUACUGCUGUUUUCAAGUUCUUAAAAGUAUCGCAACUUAAGAAAGUUCACAGCUGCACUGGAAUAGGUGCACAAUGGUGUUUGAGAUUCAAUAUUCUUGUCCAUGUAUGCAAGCAGUAAUCUUAAACCUCAAAAGACAGAGCAAAUGUCUAGUGGUGACUUUCCAAUGUUGUUGCAAAAUUCAUCUAAUUAGACAAACGACUAAGGCUAGAAAAACAGUUAAGGUGAAAUUGACUAGGGAUUAGCAAACUAAAUACUCCUUGCAGAAAUUUUGACAAGUGUUGUGUUGGAAUAAAGGUGAAUGUGUGAGAGGCUCUUGGAGGGGAUCUUACAGGAGUAAGUACUUAACUUUUGUCCUAAAACUCAUUUCUCAAACGGUAAAAACUUUGUGCCCUGA
Messenger RNA from Rhineura floridana, 2957 nucleotides. RefSeq names its product family with sequence similarity 8 member A1 (gene FAM8A1). NCBI's taxonomy places the organism in Eukaryota, Metazoa, Chordata, Lepidosauria, Squamata, Rhineuridae. The transcript is spliced from 5 exons. The record is from RefSeq and is a predicted model, not a curated record. The coding region runs from base 405 to 1340 and encodes 311 amino acids.